CAUUCAAGCACUGACGCUUCUGAAUGGAUCCAACUGGCCUUUGGAACAGCCUUUUUGGUGCUGAUUCUAAAAGAGAGAAGCCUCAUAUCAAACAUGACAUGUCCAGCAUUAAAAACACAUGUCAAAUGCAACUCGAGGCUCAAGAUGCUGCUAUUCAUGUCAACUCUAAAACUAAAACAAACGCAGAGCUUAAUGCAAUGCCAAGUCCACAACUAUCGCCUCGACUUGUUCGACAGUUUGCUUCAGUAACAACCUCUGUUAUUCCAUCAACUGCUGCAUCUUCACUUUCAGCAUUGCAGAAACCUCAUUAUGACUCUAGUAUGCUUUUUGGCCAAAAUGGACGGCCAAGUAUCCGUACAUUCAUUCGAGAAACACGAAGCAUUGCCGAGUGCAUUGGCGUUCUCAAUAGCAACACACCUACAUUGAGGUUUGAUCCUGGAACAUCUGUGUCGGAUCUCAUUGAUCAAAUGAAUCAUGUCUUUAAACGUCAGUACACAAUCAACAAUAUGCAGCAUGCUUUAGGCUCACGAAACUAUCUAUUGAAUCUAUUCAAUUUUGCAAAAAACGUGCAACUACAGUCAAUCAUUAGCAAAGGUAGACAGGAAAUCGGUGUAUUGACACAAACCAUUGCAGACCUUCAAUUGGAACUGCAGUCGCUUAACUUGAAUAUUGAACAGCAAAGGCAAGAGUCUUUAAGUAUCCGGCGCGAACUGAAACGAACGCAGAUUGUUUUAGGAGAGGCCAUCACCAAGCACAAAUACGAGCUUGCACAACAUCGUACAAUGAUUGAGGCUCAAAACAAGAUUCUGUAUAACCUAGUGCGCCAACGAGCUCGACAGGAUAUCCUAAUGGAUUGCGUUAUAGCUAUAUUGGCUCUGGUAAUCUCUCAAACACCUGUUAUCCGCGGAUCCAUUAGAGGAUUGACUCAUUCGGUAAUGCAGCCAUCGAUUCGUCGAACACGCACUCGGCAAUUUUCUCAAGUCAUUAUCUAUGUUGUAUUGGUUCUGCAGCUUCGAUCAUGGGUAUCCACUAUUGGUCUCCAUAGCAGUACAAAUAGCUUAUGGAAAUCUGUCUCGGCAUUGAUGUGGCCUGAAUGCAUGACUCCGAAAGAAAUGCUACAAAUGACAUCGUUGAUGGAUUCAGCUGAGAUGGGGUCUUUAGAUGCAUCACUUUUACUUUCCAUUCCAACCUCUCCUCUGCCCAUCUCUUGCCAGCCUGCCAAAAGUGUUUAUUGAUUUAUAUACAAGCUUCAACUGUAUUCGUACCAUCUUUAUUUUAUUACAAUAAACUAUUUAAAAACCUGA
Messenger RNA from Batrachochytrium dendrobatidis JAM81, 1304 nucleotides. RefSeq lists its product as uncharacterized. The coding region runs from base 24 to 1235 and encodes 403 amino acids. The record is from RefSeq and is a predicted model, not a curated record. NCBI's taxonomy places the organism in Eukaryota, Fungi, Chytridiomycota, Chytridiomycetes, Rhizophydiales. The transcript is spliced from 5 exons.